This is a messenger RNA of Botrytis deweyae, 1320 nucleotides long. RefSeq lists its product as uncharacterized. The record is from RefSeq and is a predicted model, not a curated record. The coding region runs from base 1 to 1320 and encodes 439 amino acids. Gene Ontology annotation, molecular function: nucleic acid binding; zinc ion binding. The transcript has a single exon. Lineage: Eukaryota; Fungi; Ascomycota; Leotiomycetes; Helotiales; Sclerotiniaceae.
AUGUCUCGAAGAGAAAAUUCCCGUGGUAGGUCGCGUUCUCGUUCGCGACCUCCGCAAGAUAGACCGAUCGUACAAGAUGUUGAUGAUGAUAUUUAUAUCAUUCGCGUUCCACCGUCGAUGACGCACAGAAUAGCUGAGAUCAUGGGUCGUAGACCGCCGCAAAAUUUGCAGGCCAGUCAAGGUCCUCAUCAACCCAACAGAUCUAACCAGGAUCAAAAUUCUGGCAAUGGAUCUGGAAAUGGAAAUAGUAACUCGAACGUCCAGAAUGGAUCCAAGAGUGAAAAUGGAGGCCGUCCCGACUCGAACGUCCAGAAUAGGUCCGAGAGUGAACAACGAGGCCGUACAAAGUCUCGAGGCCCAUCAACCAAUGACAAGAAGACUCAAAUUGAUCCAAAGUCUGGAAAUGAGCCUCGAACAGAGACUGCCGCCAAUGAUGAUGGCAUCGACGAAAUUGUCCAAAGAACCAAGAGAAUCAGAUGGUAUAAUGCCAUAUGUUGUUGGUGUGGGCAAAAAGGUCAUCGAGCUGUUCGUUGCCCGGGUCCACCUGACCAAGUAACUGGUCAAAUCCAUGCUUGCGCCUUCUGCAACUCUAGAGCACAUAUCUCUGAGCAAUGCAAAGAUAAUUUCGACGCCGGCAAUGCGAAAGAUUGGGAAGCGCUCGAAAAAAUCAUGCUUGUCAUUCGCAGGAAUCUGCCAAUGCUUGCAUGUUCAGUAUCUCCAAAUGCUUGGCCAAAUUCAAAGGCUGGAGAGGUAUACGAAAAUUGCAGACCAUGGACUGGGGAUUAUGCUCUGAAAUAUGAGGCUGAAAACCCAGAUUAUGCAAAGAAAUACGUCGUCAACAAAUUAAAAGAAGAUGAUAUAGAUCUUGGCGCAGAUCCUUGGUGGGCUAAUCCAUUUUCAAAACUUCGCUACAGAUUGUUUGUUCCUAAACCAAUUCGUGUAGUAGAUAGCGAGUAUAUCAUCUCUAAAAAGAGAGAAUUGGUUGACAGAGAAAUGACCGAUGAUGAGCCAAGCAGGAAAAUUCAAAAAAUAGAUGCAGCUGAAUCCAAAUUUGGUUCAACCAUCUUAUCUCAAGCAUCCUAUGCCCCCGGAUCAAACACUCCAGUUCAAACAAAAGUCAAACAAGAGCCAAGAGACCCGUCAUAUAAUGCCUUCGAUAUCAUUGGAAGUUUCAUGCCAAACUGCACAAAUUGUGGCGACGAAGAACAUAAACCCAAAGAUUGUCUACAGUCAUGUGGAGCUUGCGGUGCAACCAAUCACCUGAAAGAUAAUUGCAUUGAAGCAAAUAAAAGUUUCGCGUUUGCCGUUAAGAAAGAAUGA